AUGAAGAUUAAAACAAUUAAAAGAAGUGCAGAUGAUUAUGUCCCCAUUAAAAACACUCAAGAAUCUCAACUGCCAAGAAACUUGAAUCCAGAAUUACAUCCUUUUGAAAGAGCAAGAGAAUAUAAAAAAGCCCUAAAUGCCACCAAGUUAGAGAGAAUGUUUGCUCAACCUUUUAUAGGCCAACUUGGCUUGGGUCAUAGAGAUGGGGUUUAUCAUAUUGCCAAAAAUUAUAACAAUUUAAAUAAAUUAGCUUCAGCUUCAGCUGAUGGGAUCAUCAAAUAUUGGAAUAUGUCCACUCGUGAAGAAUAUGCUUCCUUUAAAGCCCAUUACGGUCUUGUCACAGGUCUUUGUGUCACACCUGUUUCUGAAAAAAAUAAACAAUUCAUGUUAUCUGCUGGUGAUGACAAGAUGAUUAAAUUAUGGUCGAUUGAAAGUGAUGAUUUUGCUGAUAAUAAAAAUGAAGAUGACAAUGACAAUAAUACUUCCAAUGGAUUGAUUAAAACGUUUUAUUCUCAAAAUGCCAUUCAAGGUUUGGAUCAUCAUAGAAUAGACCCUACUUUUGUCACUGGUGGUCCCAUGAUAGAAUUAUGGGAUUCUAAUAGAUCAAAUCCAAUAUCAAAUCUAUCUUGGGGGGCUGAUAAUGUAACAAAUGUCAAAUUUAAUCAAAAUGAACAUGAUAUAUUAGCAAGUACAGGUAGUGAUAAUUCCAUCGUCCUUUAUGAUUUAAGAACAAAUUCUCCAACACAAAAAAUCGUUCAAACAAUGAGAACUAAUUCUCUUUGUUGGAAUCCCAUGGAAGCUUUCAAUUUUGUUACAGCAAAUGAAGACCAAAAUUCUUAUUAUUAUGAUAUGAGAUAUAUGUCUCGUGCUUUGAAUGUAUUCAAAGAUCAUGUUAGUGCUGUCAUGGAUGUAGAUUUCUCUCCAACAGGUCAAGAAAUAGUAACAGGUUCCUAUGAUAAAACUAUUAGAAUUUAUAAUAUUAAACAUGGUCAUUCUCGUGAAAUUUAUCAUACAAGAAGAAUGCAACAUGUUUUCCAAGUCAAAUUCUCCAUGGAUAGUAAAUAUAUCAUUUCAGGUUCUGAUGAUGGGAAUGUUAGAUUAUGGAGAUCAAAAGCUUGGGAAAGAUCAAAUGUAAAGACUACUCGUGAAAAGAAUAAAUUAGAAUAUGAUGAAAAAUUAAAAGAAAGAUUUAAACAUAUGCCGGAAAUUAAAAGAAUUAAUAGACAUAGACAUUUACCACAAGUCAUUAAAAAGGCUCAAGAAAUUAAAAAGAUUGAAAUUCAAUCUAUAAAGAGAAGAGAAAAUAAUGAAAGACGUCAUAGAAAGGAUAUGGCAUUUGUUCCAGAAAGGAAAAAGCAAAUUGUGGGGACUGUAUUUAAAUAUGAAGAAAGGAAAAAAAAUGAGAAAAAAAUCAGAUUCUGA
Henningerozyma blattae CBS 6284 is the source of this 1422-nucleotide messenger RNA. It is a transcript of the gene SOF1, whose product is annotated as rRNA-processing protein SOF1. Bases 1 to 1422 code for a protein of 473 amino acids. NCBI's taxonomy places the organism in Eukaryota, Fungi, Ascomycota, Saccharomycetes, Saccharomycetales, Saccharomycetaceae. Gene Ontology annotation, molecular function: protein binding. The transcript has a single exon. Gene Ontology annotation, biological process: maturation of SSU-rRNA from tricistronic rRNA transcript (SSU-rRNA, 5.8S rRNA, LSU-rRNA). Gene Ontology annotation, cellular component: nucleolus; small-subunit processome. The record is from RefSeq and is a predicted model, not a curated record.